This is a messenger RNA of Zingiber officinale, 3064 nucleotides long. Its product is annotated as early nodulin-20-like. The record is from RefSeq and is a predicted model, not a curated record. The transcript has a single exon. The coding region runs from base 117 to 722 and encodes 201 amino acids. NCBI's taxonomy places the organism in Eukaryota, Viridiplantae, Streptophyta, Magnoliopsida, Zingiberales, Zingiberaceae.
GCACGGCCUGCGUUUUAGUUUCCGAACUCCAGUUGUUUGUGCGAUCGCCUGAUAAAGCACGAUAGCAGGCCGUUCUGCUCUCGCUCUCGUGCUCUCUCGGUUCCUUGUGCAUUCCGAUGGAGGACGCGCCGCCGCCAUCUCCGACGACUCCUGCUGAGUCUGCCGCUGGGUCCCCGGUGGAUCGCCGGUCCUGCAACCUUCGCCGCGGCCUGACACGCUCCCGGUCCCGAUCCCACUCCUCCUCCAGCUCCGCCUCCCCCUCGCCCCGAUCCUCCGCCGUACCAUUCUCCUGGGAGCAGCGCCCUGGAAUCCCGAAGCCUCUCUCCGCUGUCCUCCCGGCAACCGCCGACUCCGCCGUUGCUCAUCCCCUCCUCCCCCUCCCGCCCCCGGUCCGCUCCCACUCCGAUCUUAUCCCCACUCCGCGCAAGAAGCGCUCCGCCGCCUCCGGCCGGGGUGAAGCUGCCUCCGCCGACCCCUUCGCCUCCGCGCUCGCCCUCUGCGCCAAGGGCGCCCUUCCCGCCAACGACGACAACGUGGACGACGAGCUCUGUGACGUGGCCGACGCCGCCGCCGCCUCCUCGCGUCGAUCGGCGGCAACCGUUACCCAUCGCUUCCGGAUCUUGGACUUCUACGGCUCCUGCAAAGCGACGUGCGCGGUGGUGGAUGCGACGGUCCGCCUCCCUCGGUCUGGUUCGUUGGGUUUGCUCAGCCGCCGGUCCUGAUCGGCCGGUCAAUGUCACACGUCCCCAGAUAAGUAAAUAAACAAUUCCUCGAUUGGGUGUUAAACUAUCUUGUCAAUUCACCACUUGCUUGAAAUCAGUUCAUCUCACCUAAUCCAAAUCGAAACCAUAAAUUUUAGUGUAAUUUAGACCAUGAAUCACGUGUUACCAUGCUCGAACAAUAAACACCUGGGAAUUGUCAAUGCUAAAGAUUAAUUACAAGAAGCUAAUUUAUAUUGCCAGAAAAAUAAAAAAUUGGAAACAAAAAAAAAAUUAUGAUCCAAGAAUUCUAUAGCUCUUUGCUUGUGUUUGGUGGGACAAGCUAUAUAUUUUCUUUGUAUUUCGAGGGGAAAACCCGAAAAGAAAAAAAAGGUCCCUCUAGGCUCUAGCUGUUAUAUUGCAGUAGAAAGUGGUAGGCCACAUCUAUAUCUUUAGUGCAUUCAAGAUAGAGCCAUGCUUGGAAAGUGGUGCAAGGUGUGCCGAGUUGGGGUCAAACUGAGGCAUCAAUCUCAUGAUCACUUUUGUUACCAAAAGGACUUGACCAGUGAUUACUUUAACUUUUUGAGAAUUUAAUAUUCCGAAUUUUGAUGAAAAAACAUAUAUUUUGAAGGUUAAAAGGGUGGGAAAGAUUUACUUGUCAGUAUCUAGUUCUAGUUCUCAGUUGAACCAACUUGUCUCAGAAUUAUGCAUCAGUUCAUUCUCAAAAUCGCUCAAUGAGACCUUGUCUUGUUCCCCAAAAUAUUGUUUCCUAUUACUGCUUGGUUUAAUUUCUCUGAAAACAUUGUGCAUUUAUUCUGUUAAAUAUAUUAUUAAAUGGACUCGAAGGUAAAGGAAGGCAGGCAUAUCAGGGAUAGUGAGAGGAUAAGAAGGAUACUUUAUUCUCAAUCCCUAGUUCUACUUUCCUCCCAAUAUACUAAUUUGGUUCUUGAAAAACAAUAAAAACAAAAAACAAUCUUCAAACUUUUCCAAAUAAUUGCGUAACUUUUGUAUUUUUUUUUCCUUGAAGGUAAAAUUCUCAAAAUCCAUUAGUGUUGACUUCCCAUUGACUACAGAAAUAAAUAAACAUUGAAUGAGAUCUUUGUUUGAGCGGUUAGGACUUCAUUCCCUAACUUGCAAAGUUAAUGAUGUCUUUCCUGAUGGUUCUUGUGUUGGAUCUCUUCUCUUGUCCUCUUGAUAAUGAGACGGUAGUUCUUUCUUCCCAUUCUCCCCUCGUGCAUGGGCAAGUAUCCUUGUCAGUUCGUUGUAUGACUUGAAUGGUUCUUACUCUUUUUGCUGAGGUUAGGCAUGCUUUUUGCCUGAUCACAGCUUGCAGGGCCUGCAUGAAUCUCUAUACCUACUAUGCUCGCGUUGAUCUUGACCAUGGCCAAUGUAAAUCCUCCACAGCUCUUACACGGGGAGCCACAACAUAGAAAUCUUGGUUCCAGUAAAUCUGGAACUCGAUAACCAAUUUGAAAGGGAAAAAAAAAAGUAAAAAAAGGAGAAAAUGAAGAGAGAGUGCUAGGAUAAAAUUAUUCAGCAUUCCAAGCAUCACUACUGUUCGAUCAAAGGGAAGGCUCAUUCCCAACAACAGCGUUGCUCCUCUUUAACGACUAUUUUAAAAUUGGUUUUGGUAACCAAUUGAUCGAAUAAAUCCUAUUGGAACUAUUUCUCAGAUAAAUAAAUAAAAUUAAUAUCUAAUAUUACUUAAAUGAUAAAAGGCAUUAAUUCUUACACAGAGUGUGAUCUAUACAUAGUUAUUUAGGAGGGUCAAUUUUGAUGAAUUCAGAUAGAAGCAAAGAUCAGAUCCAAAUCCAAACACAAAUCAAAAAAUUUAAAUCUGAACCCGAUAAUCUGAUUAAAAAAGAUUUUUUUUGUAUUAUCUUUCCUAUUAUUUUUUAUUUUUAUCGUAAUAUUUCAAGAUUAUCGGAUUAAAUGUUGUUAUGUAUAUAAAAUAUUUCAAUUUUUAAAAUAAAAUUUAGUUUAAUCUUAAAAAAAAUUCUAAUCCUAAAUUUAAGUCACGAUCAAUUCAAAUCCAAUCAUAUCCUAAUACAAUUUGAUGUCGCUCACUAGAACAUUCCCCGUCGCUGAAAUUUAAUUCAAGCAACGAAAUUUAAUCCUAAAAUAAAUGAAUUCCGCGGAAAUCGAGUAAUGAUUCGGCUAUUAAAAAAACUAAUAACAAGGACUGUAAAAUAUCAUACAAUAAUAGUGGUAAAAGGUACAUCUGUUUUUUCCAGCAUCUUCGUCAAUUUGUCUGAUCAAUACGAAAAAAAUAAAUUAUGAAUAACUACUAAUCUUUAAAAUAAUAAUUAAUACAUAAAAAAAUAAAUAUUUAUUACAAUUUUAUUGAAAUUCAAACCUUGAGCCAU